Molecule: messenger RNA, 1287 nt
Organism: Colletotrichum costaricense
Lineage: Eukaryota; Fungi; Ascomycota; Sordariomycetes; Glomerellales; Glomerellaceae
Product: aflatoxin B1 aldehyde reductase member 2
Exons: 6
Coding region: 1-1287 (428 amino acids)
Source: RefSeq, a predicted model, not a curated record
AUGCUCUGUCUCGAAUGCGACCACCUCGCCACGUUCCAAGCCGGCGGGCAGAUGUGUAGAGGCACCAUCAAUUGGAAUAAACGGCCGCUGAAGAUCAUGUUGUUGCCAUUUCCAUAUCCGGACGUGGCAUAUCCCCCCAAGUCGCAGGAAGUCUUUUCUCUUGCUUGCGCGGACGGCGCGGCUCUGGGCGGAAUCCGCGAUGAGCACUGUACAGCGGAACUCAUCAACCCGUCUGGCUUCACCAGCAGAUGGAAGAAUCCUCACCAUUUCACCACGGAAUGGGCCAAUAUUUGGGGUCUAAGGAUAGAGGCAGGCCAGGUCCAGGGCGCCCUGUCAGCAACGCCCAGCAUUUUCAGGGGUCAACCCUCUGAACCAUUGGAAAACGAGAAUAGCUUUCCGUCCGGCAGCACUGGCCUUCGAAACGUGAAAACGGAGCACUUCGAAGAAGAUCAAGUUUAUGUUGGCGAAAAGGACCAGGUUCUUGUUAAAGAUGAAGACCAGACUCUUGUUGACGAAGAAAACCAUAUUUCGUUCCAUGAAGUAGAUCAUGUCCCUGUUGGGAGAGGGGACAAGGUUUUUGUUGACGAGGAAGACCACGUUUCAUUACAUGAAGAUCAUCAGGUCUUUAUUGAUGAAGAAAGGGAGCAAGGGGAGGAGAAGACGGAGGAGGAGGAAGGGUAUGAAGAGGACAGCCACGAAGAAAGUUAUCAAAAGGGCUACGAGGAAGAUUAUGAAGAGGAAGAUUACGAAGAAGACGAGUAUGACCCUAAUGCGAAAGACACUGAUUCAGACUAUGGGAAUGAGCCGAAGCAGCGCGGCGGUCAACGUUGCCUACACAAUGCAUCGUUCAGGGUGCCUGUUCAAUUUGAAGUCAGCAUUGGCAAGUCUUUGAGCGAUCUUCAAACAUCCACCGUCGAGACGAUGUUCCUGCACUUUCCGGAUCGCCAGACCCCCUUCGAGGACACGAUAAAAGCGAUAGGCGCUGCUCUGAACCAGGGAAAGUUCAAGAAUCACGGCCUAUCAGACUACUCUACCGCCGAGGUGCUGAAGGUUCUAGGGAUCUGCGAGCAAAAUGGGUACACCAAGCCCAGUGUUCCCGCAGCUGGUGGUCUUUUCUCGGGACACAAGGCUUCAUCAGGCCGGUGGAAGAGUGACAACUUUAUCGGUAAGAUCUAUACUUAUAUGUACCGGAAACUUCUGGCUGGUCCUCUUCCCGAGGAUCUGGCGGCUGCUAUUACUGCUGUCUACUCCAAAGUGCAGGGUGCCGAGCCUCCUUAUCACCUCUAG